AUGACUAAGAUUACGGAAAUCUUCUUCGAUUGUGACAACACUCUCGUCCUCUCAGAGGAGCUGGCCUUUGAAGCCUGCGCCGAUCUCGCCAAUGAGAUCUUAGAAGCGAACAACAUCUCUGAUCGCUACACCGGCGACCAGCUCAUCAAGGACUUUGUCGGCCAGAACUUCCGCGGCAUGAUCGGCUCCCUGCAGAAGAAGUAUAACUUCGAGAUCCCCGCCGACAAGCUGGAGGGAUACGUGACCAAGGAAGAGGACAAGGUCAUCGCCAAGUUAGAAGCCAAGGCCAAGCCCUGUAUCGGCGCCAGCGAGGAGCUCGAUAAGCUGUUUGCGGAGAAGAAGUACGGUCUUGCUGUGGUUUCCUCUUCCGCUCUCCGCCGCGUGCGCGCUUCUAUCAAGAAGGUCGACCAGGAAAAGUACUUUGACCACGACAAGGUUUUCAGUGCUGCUACCUCUCUGCCAAAGCCAACUUCCAAGCCUGAUCCCGCUAUCUACCUGCAUGCCCUUGAGCAGGUCGGCAAUACCGCUACGGAAACCGUUGCCGUGGAAGACAGCAAGUCUGGUGCUCUUUCUGCUGUUCGCGCUGGUAUCCCUGUGAUUGCCUACGUUGGCAGCUACCAUGGCGAGGAGACACAGAAGGAGAUGGCGCAAGCAUUGACUGAAAUCGGUGCGAAGACCGUCAUGUACCACUGGUCUGAAUUUGGGGACCGUCUUGCGGAUAUCGAGAACGGAAACGUUGCUGAGGUCCACGCCAGUCUUUGA
This is a messenger RNA of Penicillium brevicompactum, 762 nucleotides long. Its product is annotated as HAD family hydrolase. Bases 1 to 762 code for a protein of 253 amino acids. The record is from RefSeq and is a predicted model, not a curated record. Lineage: Eukaryota; Fungi; Ascomycota; Eurotiomycetes; Eurotiales; Aspergillaceae. The transcript has 2 exons.